Messenger RNA from Phalacrocorax carbo (great cormorant), 2796 nucleotides. Lineage: Eukaryota; Metazoa; Chordata; Aves; Suliformes; Phalacrocoracidae. The record is from RefSeq and is a predicted model, not a curated record.
UGGGGCGUUUUCAGGCAGAUUCAGCCCAUUUGGGCUCCCCACGGUUUCCUGCUGUUUCCUGGAGUUCUCCAGGAUCCUCAAGCACCCCCGGAGCCCCUUCUCCCCCCGGUUGAGGGACUGCCAGCGCUGUCCCCCCACCCGUGACAGCCAGUCCCGGAGCUGAGCUCCACAGACGCGUCUCCAAGGGCUCAUACCUGCGCAGAGCCUGCUGCCCGAGCACCCCAGGGUGCUGAUCCCAGCCGUCUGGAUCCCCUCUGGUGACAGCAGCAGGGGAGCGAAGGCGACUCCUUGACCGCAGAGAUGAAAGCCUGGAUCUGCGAUUCGGAGCAGAAACUGGAAAUUUUCAUCCCUUUUCUGGGCAAAUCCCGUCCAUUCUUGGGGCGUUGCUGUCAGACCUGCACCCCAAAGAGCUGGGAUGAUUUCUACUACAAGCAGGUCUCAUCUAUCAGGCUCCGCAACACCAUCCGCGUGACGGAGGAGGACACACGGUACCGGGGCUGGCUGGUCCGAAGGGUCUGUGGUUUCCUCGCUGUCUGGGAGUGGAAGAUUCCUGCUGACACCCCUAGAGACCUCCCCGCGAGGAUCUGCCGCAAUAGGAGGGUGCGGGAUGUUGCUACCGGCCGGUCCCGUGGCUUGAGAGGGGACAGCGAGUCCCACCAGCGGUGGAAGGAGAAAGUACUCGAGAUCCUGGCUGAAAUCCAGGCCCCGCUCUCCCCUCUGCUGCUGAGGCUAUGCAACUGGGCUCUGCUGAAGCUCCUGAACCACCUUUUCUUCAGCGUGCAGCUCCACCAAGGGCAGCUGGAGAUGGUGCUGAAGGCCGCCAGAACGCCCGACGUGCCGCUGGUUUUCCUCUCGACGCACAAAUCCCAGCUGGACGGGCUGCUCCUCUCCUCCCUCCUCUUCUCGCAGGGGCUGGGGGUGCCCAGGGUGACGGUGGGCAGCCAGCUCUGCAGCCCCCGCCUCCGAGCCUUGCUCAGCCGCCUGGGAGGGAUUUUCCUGCCUUCGAGGAUGGUGCAGAUGCUGAGUGACUGGGACGAAGAGCUCCCAGGAGCUGUCCUGGCUGCGUACGUUGAGGAGGUGCUGAGGAGCCGUCAGCCUCUGCUCAUCUUCCUGGAAGAGCCCUCCGUCACCCAGUGCCUCUCUGCCCCUGCCUGGGAGUGGCUGGCCCUGGUGUAUCAAGCCAUGCGGGACGGCGCCAUCCGCGACGUCAUCCUGGUCCCUGUGGGCAUCGCCUACGACGUGGCCCCCGGUGGUUUGCGCCAGCGAGGAGCGCGCGGCGCUCGGCCGCUCGGCAUCGGCGCCUGUCUCUGGGCAGCGUGCCGGGCCCUGUGCCGAAUCCGCGGGUGCGCCCGGGUAGACUUCGCCCAGCCAUACUCCUUACAGGAGUUUGCAGCCCAAAACCUCACCAGGCAGAGCUGCAAGGGGGAGCUGCUGGAGGAGCUGCUGCUGCCCACCAUCCUCGGCAGGAGCCCCAGCCAGCUGGAUGGCAAGAAGGCAGAGAUUUGGGGUCCUGGCCCCACAACGGCCGCCGGCUUGGAGGCAGAAGAGGAAAUGUUGGUGACCAAGCUGGGCCUGCACUCCCUGAGCGACGGCGUUGCCUGCUCCGCCAUCAUGGCUGUGGGGAUCACGUCCACGCUGCUGCUGCACAAGCACCGGGAGGGCGUCUUCUUCUCCCAGCUGAUGCUGGACUUUGCCUGGCUGCUGGAGGAGAUCCUGCUGCGCCAGCGCGACGUGGGCUUCUCAGGGCAGCUCCGUGUUCUGGUGCAGCACAGCCUCCUCCUGCUUGAAUCCCACCUCACCCUCUACCACCUCUCCCCUCUUGGUGACAUCCUGGUGGUCCCCAGGGUCUCGGCGGAGGCCCUGAGUGAGCUGGGCCACCACAGUGCUGCCCUCCUGCCCGUCUUUGCCAGCGAGGCGGUGGGAGCCUGCGCCAUCCUCGCCUUGCUGAUGGACAUGCUGCCUUUCCUGGAGACGACCGUCAGAGCCUCCGGCAUCGUGUUCAGCCACGACGAGCUGUACCACGAGACCCUGGAGCUGCUCCUGCUGCUGCCCCCAAACCUGCUGGGGUUCCAGCCCUGCCAGUCGCUCGACUUGCAGAGCCUGGACAUCGUGGACAAGCUCAUCCUCUGCGGGCUGCUGGAGGCUGAGGAGGUGGGUGCUUCCUGGGACCCCCUCCCCAUGCUGGGGACGGCUGGCUCAGCCCUUACUGCAGCCUCCCGUCCUGGCUGGGAAGGCACUGGGGUCCCCGUGGGGUGGAACUGGAGGCCCCCACACGUGGCUUGGCUGGAGAGCGAGUGCUCAGACUGUGACUUGGCCCUGUGGCCCUUCCACAAGGGUUCGCACUGGGUGACGAUGGACUUCAGUGACAGCGAUAGCGAGGAUCAGGUCCCCAGGCGCUACUUCAAGCUCAAGGAGCCCCAGGGCUCGCCCGGCUUCCUCCUCUUCCUCUGCCGGCUCCUGAGCCCCAUGCUGAGGACCUACGCCAGAGCUGUGGCUUUCCUGGACCACCCCAGCUGGCCCCAGCCCGAGGCAGCCUGCGGUGAGGCGCUGCUGCAAUUCCUGGCCGAGGAGGAUGGUUUCGAGCACCCGAGCAGGAGCGUAGCCCUGAGCUCUCUGCAGACCUUCAAGGAGAUGGGGGUGCUGGAGGAGGUGCAGACCCCCGCCGGCCCCCUGCUCCACCUCGGCCAGCCUUUCCAAUCCAGUGAGAGCCGGAAGAAGCUGGAAACCUUCAUCCAGCGCUUUGCCCUGCCAUGAGCACCGUCGCGGCCGCCAAUAAACCUGGGAGCAGGUACCGGA